This is a messenger RNA of Coffea arabica (coffee), 480 nucleotides long. Lineage: Eukaryota; Viridiplantae; Streptophyta; Magnoliopsida; Gentianales; Rubiaceae. The record is from RefSeq and is a predicted model, not a curated record.
AUGAAUACGUUAACUUAUGGGGGAAGACCGAAAGAUGAUAUGCUUGACGAGGGAAGAGAGAGGGGGAAGGGCAAAGGGGAGGAGAAGGGGAAAGGGAGAAGAGGGGUGGCGGGAGGUGGCAUUGAAGGAGGUGUUGGUGGUAGAGCUGAUGGUGGUGCUAGAGUUGGAGGAGGUGCAGGUAGUGGUGGUGCUGCUGGUGGUGGCGUUGGAGGAAGUGCUGGUGGAGGAGCAGGUGGAGGUGCUGCUGGAGGAGCAGGUGGUGGUGCAAGAGGUGGAGCUGGUAGUGGAGUUGGGGGUGGAGCAGGCAGGAGAGUAGGAGGAGAGGCUAGUGGAGGCAUUGGUGGUGGUGCCAAAAGUGGAACAGGUGGAGGCGUGGGAGGAGAGGCUGGAGGAGGCCUUGGCGGAGGUGCUGGAGGUGGGGCCGGUGGCGGAGUAAGGGGUGGAGCAGGCUGCGUUGCUUGCAUACACUAUCAGUGUUAG